GUUUCGUAAUUGAAGUCUCCUUUAAUUCAUCCUGUAAUUAUUUGAAUCGCAGGCUGCAGCGUGAAAACGAAACCAAAUCUAUGUUGGUUACACAGCUGCCUUCGGUUUCGUUUUAUAAUAACAGAUACCCACCCUAGCUGCAGAGAGAUGCAGUCUACGACAACAGUUCAUGCUGAUGGAGUCUGACCAUGGAUGAGGAGGUUGACCCUGACGACGAAAAUGUGAACUCCGUCUUGGCUCAGGAAUCCUCAGAACUGCUCCACAUCCUUAGCGGUCAGUCACCCGCAGUCAUAAUGAAGUUGUGCCAAAUGAUGCCCAGUGAUGCCGGGUGGAACGCCAACAUGGCCCCCGGUAGCUCCUCUGCAGCAGCAGCAGCAGAAACAGAACACAUCGAAGCCAUGUUGGAGUACUUCAGGGUGGCCAACGCUGCAGAGUGCCGCAACUUCCUGGAGAGCAUGUGUCUUUUGUGUGAGAACAUCCCCAUGCGCCUGGAGUCGAGGCUCAUGUCAGUGGCUGGAUAUGCAAGUAAUGUUUGUGAACAUUCAGGUCCCAGUGUUACGGAUGGGAAGUCGUCAUCGCCGCCUUCAGAGCAGCUCAUCAAACGGCCACGGAUUGAUCACUGGGAGCAGUACAUUGCUGCAGUGAUGCAUUUAUUGCAGAGGAGGUGGGAGCGACUCAGUGAGCGCCUGGUGAGGGAGGUCCAGCUGGAGAAUGUGUGGGUCAGCCCAAGAACGGCAAACAGAGGCAAGGACAGACCUGAUCAAACCCCCGGAUCAGCAGAGAAAGGGGGCAAAACACCAGAUCCUGAUGGGGAUUAUGGGUCUCUGGAGUCCAGAGUGACAUUGGAGAACUUCCUCCAGGGAUGUGCAGGGAAGGUGACAGUUCUCGUUGGCCAGGCUGGAUCAGGAAAAACCCUGCUGAUGUCUUGUUUAGGACAGCAGUGGGCACAUGGACUAGGCCCUAUCCCUUCAUCUUACCUGUUUGUCCUGCUAGAGUUUCGUCAGCUCAAUGAACUGUCCCGCCCUCUCUCCCUGUCUGAGCUGCUAUUUGGACACUACCUCCCUCUGAAGGGGGGCGACGAAGAAAAGAGAACCAUUGUGGAUUACCUCCUUUCCAAUCCAGAACAAAGCUGUUGGGUGCUGGAUGGCUAUGACGAGUUUCACAGCAAACUCACCAAACAAGAGGUGCAGGGAGACCUAUUGGACCCAGAAAAGCCUCUGCCUGUUACAGACCUCAUCUCAGGGCUGUUAAAUCGUCAGCUUCUUCCAGGAUGUACUGUGGUGGUCACCUGUCGUGUACGCGAUGUCAUCGAUUUGGAAGGAAUGGCAGAUAAAGUGGGGCAGCUGCUGCAGUGGGACCGCCAGGAGAUCGAGGAGUAUGUGGACAACUUCUUUGGAGUAAAAGACAGAGCUCUCGGGGUGCAGGCAGCAGAUCUCCUUCUUUCCAGUCGACACCUACUUGCCAUGUCAUCCCUCCCUGCCCUCUGCAACAUCUGCUGCAUCUGUCUGGAGCAUUUACUACUGAAAGGGAGAGACUCAGGAAGGACACAGAUACCGGUAGAAAGAGGAAGUGAAACAAGGAGAAAAGUGAAGAAAAAAGAAGAAAAAGGAGUAGAGAUUCCAGGAGGAGGAAGAGGAGAAGAGGGCAGUAUAGGAGGGAGUUAUGUGCAAAGGGGAGAUCAAGGAGGAGGAAGAAGAGGGAGUGAAGACAUAACGAUAGAUAGAACAAAUGGUAGAGCCCAGCUACCUCCCACACAAGCCCAGAUACCCUCCACCCUCACCCAGGUCUACCUCACUGUUCUUGGUGCGUUUCUGAGCCGUGACCCUGAUACAAGAGGAAGCAAUGACGACCCAAAGACCACGAGACUUCCACAGAGUGUUGUGUGCACGUUGACCACUCUGAGUCAGUAUCGAUCUGAGCUGUGUGAGCUGAGUCAGCUGGCCUGGAGAGGGUUAGAGGACAGCAAGAUCCUCUUCAUGGAAGAAGACAUUUCUCAGGAUGUUUUGGAGUUUUCAAUCAGGACAGGGCUCUUGUCACAGGUGGAGCUGAGACGUGAGGAUGGGAUGCUUGUCAACUCCUACUGCUUCAUUCAUCUGAUAUUACAGGAGUUUUUGGCUGCACUCAGAGUCAUGACCAGUGCUGAUGUUAGUGACACGCAGCUCAAGAAGAGAUUCAUUCUGAGAACUCGCUGGACGACCAAGUCAGACCAGAGGACAGUCUUUACUGACUCCCUGCACCUGUUUGUAUGUGGUCUGGCUUCCCCACACUGCACUGCAGCCUUAGUUCAAUUAGCCAGGACCUCUGGUGGAACAGGAGGACAAAGUUGGGUCCAAAAACGACAAACCCUCGUUCUGAAACUGCUACAAAACUUUUGUCACAGCAACACCCUUACUGGACCAAAGAUUUUGGAUCUUUGCCACUGUGUCCAGGAGAGCCAGGACCACCAACUAGCUAAGCAGGUUGUAGAGACGAGGCCCACUCUGGAGCUGCGCAACAUCCGGCUAUUACCUAAUGAUAUUGAUGCUCUGGCUUUUGUAGUUAACUCAGUAGGUGAUAAUGGCAUUGGAUUAGACUUUGGAGCAUGCGCAAUGGAGUUGGAGUGUUUAGAUGUUCUGUCCAGGUGUCAGUACAUUCACUACCUCAGUUUUCGCGGCCGCAAGUACGACGACAAGUUUGCCGAGAAGUUGUCCACCAUUUUGCCAAAAUUCACAACCCUGAGAAAACUAGAGUUUUGUGUUGCCAGUCUGACUGCCACAGGAGCGGCUAGUUUGGCCUCUGCUCUACAGGACUGUCCAGACAUCACUGAAAUCAAUUUUAGUGACAACAAUCUGAAAGACGGAGGAAUCAAACACAUAGCUGCCAUAUUUACCAAACAACCAAGACUGGUCUCGGUAAUGCUGGGUCGAAACAACAGCUCUCUGGAAGCAGUGGACUAUCUCAUCAGGAAAAUGUCUUCAUGUUUGAACAUCCAGCACAUUCAUGCAGAUGGGAAAAAGGAAUUGACAGUAACUUUCUCCAAAAACUCUGACUUGAAAAGCCAUAAAACAACAUCUGAACCAACAAUCAGCUUGUUGAACCAGAAAUGGAGCAAGCCUGAUAUGCAAAAACUUGCAAAGUCAUUGGCACGCUGCCCCGCCCUGUCUGUCCUGGAUAUGUCUGGAGGCCUUUUGGAUGUUGGAACUCUGAGGACGCUGACUCAGUCUUUGCCAAAGUUCAACGUCACCAAAAAGAUCAUUGCGAAUGACAUCUGCUCCUCAGUGGAGGGUUUGGUGAUUCUGACUGCUCUGCUGUCCAAUUGUCCUUCUGUGGUGGAGCUUCAUAUCAGACUACAGAGUCCUGUCCAGAUGUCCAUAGUGUUUUCUGGAGGGAGAGAAAAACCUCAGAAAAAGAUUCUCUGUCUCAGCUGCUGUGGUCUGCUAUCUACUCAUCUGGAUGGAGUGUGGAGGAGCUUGGGAACCUCCUCUGAUCUCACUCUGCUGGAUCUGUCCAGUAACUGUUUAGGCAAGAAAGGUCUGAUUAAACUGUUGGACGUCCUGCCUCGCCUCAGAAACCUGCAGGAAGUAAAUGCCAGUAACAAUGGGAUUGGCAUGGAAGGAGUGGUGAUGCUGGCUGGUGCUUUGUGCUCCCUUGACAACUUAACACAAAUUCACAUCAGUGAUGGAGACAGAGAGCAGGUGAUCCUGAAGUUCUGCCCUGAUAAAAGGGAUGACAAACAGCAGCUAAAGAUGUUCAGGUUAAACAUCAGCAGCCUCCUGCCAGCCGAUGUAACCACACUCUGUAGACGAUUGGUCCAGUGUAGCUCCCAUUUGGAGUUAGAUUUGUCUCACAGCUCAUUGACAGACAAGGCUAUCGAGAAUCUGCUGAAGGUCCUGCCGAAGAUGACAUCACUGCAGAGACUCAAUGUCAGCCACAGCAUCACAUCCACAACUGGAGCACUGAUGUUGGUCAGAUGUUUGACUGCCAGUCAGCGAGUCACAUCAGUGGAGCUCAGGCCUCAGACUGAAUCCUUCAUCCAUUUUGACAGUGUGAAAGCAGAACAAGCCAGCUGCAGGUUAACUCAUUGUAGCCUGAACGGUGACAACUUGGAGAGACUGCUCGAGAUCCUACAGCAGGGUCCUCAACUGUCUCACCUGGAUUUAUCAAGGAACCAACUGGAAGAUGAAGGAGUGAAGCGUUUUGUGGAUUCUCUACAAAAGCUUAAAAUCACCAGCUGUGUAAAUUUGAGCAACAAUGGUCUGACCCAGCUGGGGCUGUUGGAUGUGGCCAGCACACUGUGUACCUGUAACAACGUCUCUGCUGUAGAAGUCAGUUUGGGAGCAGAGGAGAGGUGUCUCAUCUGGUUUACACAAUAUGAAGGUUGUGUAAAAACGCUGAGUGUCAGAGAGAGUAGUUUGGAACUUGAACAUCUGGUCAGAUUAGCGGACAUUGUGUCUGACUGUCCCAGUCUGACCAAACUGGAGUUCAGGAACAACUUGCUGCAGUCAGAUUGGAUUGAAGACUUUGUGAAGCAGUUAAACAGCAUUCAGAGAGGAUUCAGUGUCAGUAUUGAGGAAGAUUGGAUCAGAUCUGAGGAAGCUGUUAGUUUGUUGUGUCGCUGUCUCUGUGAUCUCAGCAGCAACAUACACACUAUCAGGGUUCACCACACCACGCUACACCUGUCUUUGAUGAAGUCCGCUGAACUGACCUCAGUCAGUGAUGACUCUGCAGAUCUGACCCCAUCAAUGGCCACAGAAAAAAUAGGCCUCUUGGACUGUGCAGUCGAGGGGUAUCAGCUUGCAUCUAUGAAGAGCAUCAUCCCGAGGUGUCCUUUACUGACAGAGCUUGAUUUUUCCCACAACAGCCUGGAUAUAGAGGGAGCUGAGUUUCUCUGUUCUGUUCUGCCCUCGCUGCCAAAUCUCACUUCUCUCAGUAUUGGUUCCAAAGAGGCUUGUGUGACUGUGGUUGAGAAGCUCUCAGAGGCCUUGUUGCAGGCUAGAGCCAUUCAGCGCCUAAAUCUGUCAGGUCAUGUGAUUGGUGACACAGCAGCCCGCAUUAUGACCAAAAUGAUGCCCCGCCUAAGAUCACUCAAUCUGUCUCAUUGUGAGUGGUCAGCGGCUGGAGGUCUGCGGCUCGUCGAAGCGCUAGGAGAGUGUGUCAGUCUGGAAGGCCUUUGUCUGGACUCCUUGAAGCUGAAUGAGGAGAGCAUGGUGUGCCUGGCACAGGCACUAAGGAAUAUCAACUCUAUACGCAGCCUCAAGCUGAAUAAGAUUGCAGCAAUGGGACCAUCAGAAGAAAACAGUGUGCUAGAGCUCCUAGCUGCUAUGGAGGGACUCACACAAACAGAGGAGAUAGAGUUGGAGGGCUGGAGGAUGGCUGAUAGAGGAAUAGAACAGCUGAUCAGACUCCUUCCUAUCUGGACGGAGCUCAGGAAGAUCAGCCUAUCAAAGAACCUUAUCAGCGACCAAUCAGGAGACAUGCUAUUGGAGGCUUUGAACAGCUGUAGUCACCUGGAAGAGCUCAAUCUGUCUAGCAACAGUCUCGGUGAUCUCACUGCUGCCAGGAUGGCCCUCGUUCUACCGUCACUGACACAUAUCACUUUGUUGGAUAUGUCAGAUAACAGGAUUGGACAUGAAGGGGCGGUGAGCCUGUCCAAAGCAAUAAUGUUCAUGAAGAACCUCACCAAGAUCCAUCUGACCUCUGUUGGGACUUCAGAGCUGUGUGCUGUAGCUGCCAGUCUGUCCAACUGUCCCCUCAUACAGGAUGUGGGUCUGGGAUGGAACACUUGUGGUGAUAAAGUGGCAGAGGAGCUGGCCAGAGUUAUGCCUCUCUGUCAGAAGCUGACCAGAAUAGAUCUGGAGUCAAACACUGUGAGUGUCUCUGGAGCAGAGGCCCUGUUUAGAGCCCUGCAGUCGUGUCCUGCUCUGCAGCUCAUCAGGCUGUGGAGGAACAACAUCACCUCCAGUGAGGCCCAAACGCUCAGUCUGAGGGACAGGAGGCUGAAUUUUUCAUCCACCUAAUGUGAUCUGCAUUGUUGGGCGGUGGCAGUGGCGGUGGAGAAGUAACAUUCCAGUUCAUGAGAAUCUGCAGAGGUGAAUCACUGCUACAGUGUUCAAAUGUGUUUACCAUCAGAAAAGCAUGAGGGGUAAUCUUACAGCAAAUGAUUAAGAUCCCCAUGUAACUUUUGUGUUUAAAAACCCUUAAUCAGUUGUGUAUGUGAUGACUGCAGCAGCUGGUGUCUCUAAUAGUAUGAAGGGUUAAAAGACCACUAUGUGGUCUACUAUAGGGGAGAACUUUCAUCCCUUUUAGCAUUUCCCUAAAAUGCCUAUAAUGUUUAGAGUUUGUAUAGAGAAGUACAAAGUAGUGAUUAAGUACAGAAAAGGAAAAAAAAACAAACAUCAAUUUUUGAGACAAUUUGAAUGUAUGACUAUGAACUUAUUGGCCUCUAGUUUCACGACGGUAAACUGGCGCAAUCAGCUGACAGCGUGGCGGUCACACAAUGUCCCUUUUGUCAGGUGUGUUAUGAAUAUAAGACCUGAGUCUUUAACCAGUGCAUCACCACGUGUGACAGACAACUGGCAGAAAAAUGCCAUAAACUCACCGUUCAGUAACUGCAACAGAAAGUGUUGCUACAUCAUUAUGUUAAAGGACCAGUAUGAAUAUAAUGGGGACCACAGAGAAAUACAGAAAGCUACGUCGGGAAUAUUAAAAAUGAUUAAAAUAAGCAUCAAGAAUGUCCUUACAGCAACUAAAUUAAUCAGUAAAAUAAAAUUGUGAGUCAGUAAACCUAAAGGUCCCAAUAGGGAUAUUAUAGGAAUAUUAUACAGGGAUGAAAAUGAUAGAAAUAAGUGAACUAGAGCUCUGGAAAUUCACUUUUUUUGAUAAUUUAAUAGAUAUAGCCAUUUUAAUAGUUUUUCCCAGCACUACUUGUUUCUAAUCAAACUCACAAAAACUCCAAACCCAUGCUCUGUAAAACUGCGAUGAGGUUAACAAUAUCCCUAUCUGAGAUAGCCGGCGGAGGGACAACCCACAAAGCUUAUUAUUUUGGAUCAGCCCCGUCCAUUCAGUGUGGUUAAUGCCGGCUUUGCGCACACUGUCCCUGCUCUUUCUGCUAUCCCACACCGCCAUGAACCUAGAGGUCAUGAUGUAAAGGAUUGCUCGGCUUCCAGUAAGUUUCAAGCUAAUAACUUAAAUGUACUAUGAAUGCACACUCUGAUAUGCUGAGAAACUUUGCACUGUAAAGUGUUUACAAUAAUAGAGGCCACAUAAGUGAAAACACAAUAAAUCAUAAACUCACAGUAAAGGAGGAGUUGAAAGGGAGGAUCCCCUCUCUGUUAUCUGCUCUUACGGUUAUUUUAAGGUUGUGGUCUCUAUCCAAUCUGCGUAUUUAUUUCUGCUGUUAAGGAAAGUUAUUUAGUUAGAUGUAAUUCAAACAGUUUCAGUUUUUUACACAUGUGAAUAAUAGAUGAUAAUAAUUAGAUUGAACAAGAAGUGUGAAACACUGUGAGAAUAACAGAUUGCAUUCUCACCACUGUCGUCUCUCGAGUUUCUUGUUGUGUUGAUAAUGUUGUAAUGAUGCUUUCGUUCUGAGACAAAUGCACCUUAUUUCCUUCCCCAUUCCUUUAUGUGUUGUUGUCUAGCUUUUCCAGAUCAUUCAGUUUUAUUAUGAUUUCUACAAGGACACUGGAUUUUAAGUUGCACAGACCAAAAUGUUAUGUGGUACUGUAGUUGAUAUUUAAAAAGUGGUUUUGGCUUUUUAAGGUUUGUGAUCAGGUUGACAAAAUACCUCUAUCCUUGACAUUUUGACUUGCACUGAGAUGGCUAUUUUGAUUAAAAAAAGACUACAUUGAG
Messenger RNA from Sebastes umbrosus (honeycomb rockfish), 7827 nucleotides. It is a transcript of the gene nlrc5, whose product is annotated as NLR family, CARD domain containing 5. Gene Ontology annotation, biological process: inflammatory response; positive regulation of transcription by RNA polymerase II; positive regulation of MHC class I biosynthetic process. The record is from RefSeq and is a predicted model, not a curated record. NCBI's taxonomy places the organism in Eukaryota, Metazoa, Chordata, Actinopteri, Perciformes, Sebastidae. Gene Ontology annotation, molecular function: protein binding.